Helianthus annuus (common sunflower) is the source of this 1758-nucleotide messenger RNA. RefSeq lists its product as uncharacterized. The record is from RefSeq and is a predicted model, not a curated record. The transcript is spliced from 18 exons. The coding region runs from base 335 to 1537 and encodes 400 amino acids. NCBI's taxonomy places the organism in Eukaryota, Viridiplantae, Streptophyta, Magnoliopsida, Asterales, Asteraceae.
UACGAAUACCGAUAAACCAGUGGCCCUUUUUAGAAAAAGGAUUAAAUACUUGUUUUGCUUGCAUCCGAUCUUGAACCGUAAGUUACCGACCCGAACCCUAACAAAUGGGCAUUUCCCCCAAAUCCUAAAAACCCACAACAAAUUCAAGAACACACACUUGUGUUAAGCUUGAAGUAGUGCUACAGUGUAAAUGCCAUAAAUCAUAACCACCAUCGUCAUCAUCAUUAUCGAUUUAUCCAAUGUCAUUGUGACAAUUUCCGCCUGCUCCCUGUAUUUUGUUCUUCUCAUUUGUUCCUGCAUAAAAAAAUCAGUCUUUACUUUUCUUUAUUUUAGUAUGAACCGCAGGAUCAGUUUUUACCUAACCGUGUUUACAGCUUUGCUGUAUCACAUAGGCAGUGUUGAUUCAGUGGUGGUGCCUGCAACCAAUUGCUAUGUUCUUGACAACUCUAGUCACAUUUAUGAUUUUAGUAACUGGAAUGGGCAUCUGUUCGAGUAUGAUGGAGGGAGUACUGACUGUGCGAUUCGGUUCUGUAAAGAUGUGGAAACGAGAUCACAAUCGGGAUAUGUUGGUUUUGGCAAAUUUGAGGGCUUCAACUAUUUUGUUGCCGGUUCAGAACGUUAUAAUUUUGUUCAAGAGUUUUACAAUGGUGAUCUUCAACACUGUGAAACAAGUCAUGACAAAAGGGGGCGUACGGCUCAGUUAAAUAUCAUAUGUGGUGAUUGCCCAAAUGCACAGUGCAAAAGUGAACUUGGAUGCGUUUGCAAUGUUUCAUUUGAGUCAGAUUGCAGAAUUAUCGUUGAACUUGCAAUUCCGUGUGAGAAACCGGGCUCGCGAGUGUUUGAAGGAUUCACAGUGGGCUAUCAUCCACGGUCAUGGGAAAUUGUAUACAACGGCAUGACUCAAUACGGUUACGAAAAGGCUUACAAGGACUACAGCUUUGAUACGGAGCAGAGUCGUGUAUCUCUGUAUAUGACUGCAGUUGCCUCUCUUUCUCAAUUAGUUCAAAAACCAACUGUUACGGUUUCUCCUAAGACCGGUUUGGAGGUUACUUUGUCUGGCUCCGCGGCAACAGGGAGUCCACCGACAACUUUGUCUCCAACGUUGUUGAAUAUCGAUUGCAUAUGUCAAACGGCACGUGAUGACCCGUAUGAGGUUCAGCUAACUAUACCAGUGGAGGGUUAUGAUCCCAUCCAGUUUAGUCUUACAAAAAUGUGCGAAUCCAAGCAAAAUGAAGCAGGAACAUCUUCGAAAGGAUGGGCUCUAUUUGGAAUCUUUUCUUGCAUAUUCUUUGUCAUUUCAACACUGUUCUGCUGCGGUGGCUUUAUUUACAAGACUCAAGUACAAAGACAGCAUGGAAUUGAUGCACUGCCUGGCAUGACCAUUUUAUCUGCAUGUUUGGAGACUGUGAGUGGUGGGGGAGGUUACAUGCGGGCGGAUGAUUUUAAUGGUGCGUAUGCAAGUCAAGCCUCAUGGACCCGUGAGCCUGUUUCGGAUGCAGGAUCUUCAAGAAAAAGUGAGAGAAGAUAUGGGACCUAAUCACCCUUCUCAACGUGUCAUGGCUUAUACUGCUCUUAUACGUUAAACUCAAAAGAGAUUAUGAUAGUUUCUGUAUGUCAGUUUUCUUUGUAUUUCUGUAUCCAUCUAUUUCAAUUUUGAAAACGAAAGUGUACCUGAUACAUUGUGUUGUAACAGAAGCCACUUGGGUAUAUUUUGACAAAAUCCCAUUGUGUUAGUAUUUUUAUAAUUUCUUUCCGAAA